This is a messenger RNA of Exophiala aquamarina CBS 119918, 1065 nucleotides long. RefSeq lists its product as uncharacterized. Gene Ontology annotation, molecular function: malate transmembrane transporter activity. NCBI's taxonomy places the organism in Eukaryota, Fungi, Ascomycota, Eurotiomycetes, Chaetothyriales, Herpotrichiellaceae. The transcript has a single exon. Gene Ontology annotation, biological process: malate transmembrane transport. Gene Ontology annotation, cellular component: membrane. The record is from RefSeq and is a predicted model, not a curated record. The coding region runs from base 1 to 1065 and encodes 354 amino acids.
AUGUCUACUGGCGCUAUAUCCGUUAUACUCGCUAAAAUUCCGUUCCGUUUCCAAGGCUUGACCAUUAUCGGGAAAUCAUUCUUCAUCCUCGAUCUCGUCCUCUUUUCUGUUUUCGUUAUUAUUAUCUCGAUACGAUUCCAGCGCACUGGAGCUCUAUCGAAAUCUCUCCAAACACCUCCGGAGGCGCUCUUCUUUGGUUCUCUUUGGGUCAGCAUUGCCUUAUUGUUGAAUUGUAUUCAAGCCUACGGAGUUCCGGUAUGUGGCCUUUGGCUGGUAAAGACCCUCGAGGUCUGCUUCUGGAUAUACUCCACUUGUGCUCUCUGUGUCGCCAUAGUUCAGUACGGAACUAUUUUCGUGGGACAGCGAAUGCCAAUCUCAUCAGCCAUUCCUGCCUGGAUAUUUCCUGCCUAUCCAUUUCUCGUUAUUGGACCUCUUGCAGGGACGCUCCUCCCAAGCCAGCCAGCCGCUGCUGCGCUACCUAUUUUUAUUGGGGCCGUCGCGUUCCAAAGCCUAGGGUGGCUGAUUACGAUUUUUAUGUACACUAUCUAUAUAACCAGACUUCUCACUAGCGACCUACCUCCGGCAUCUACGCGACCCGGAAUGCUCAUUAGCGUUGGUCCCGCAGGAUAUACAUCUACUGGGCUUGUUGCACUUGGUCGCCAAGCGCCGAGUGUGAUACCCUCCGCAUUCCUGGGUGUCGAAACGCUCCCCGUUGGAGACGUUGUCAAGAUUCUCUUUAUUAUGGCUGGGAUGUCCUUGUGGCUUGUCAGUUUCUGGUUCUUUGCCCUAAGUAUCAUAGCUAUUGGUACCGGCAUCCGCCAGAUGCGUUUUACACUUAACUGGUGGGCAUUCGUCUUUCCGAAUGCGGGUAUGUGCCUUGCAACAAUCGAGCUAGGGCAAGCCUUGAACAGCAGUGCUAUUAAGGGGGUCUCUUGUGCCAUGGCAGUAUUACUCAUAGUUGCUUGGCUUGUCAUCAUGGUGCUCAACAUUAUCGCUGUUCGUAAGCGAAAUCUUCUGUGGGAAGGCAUGGAUGAUGAUCACGGAGUAACUGUAUCGGCGGACUAA